This is a messenger RNA of Loxodonta africana (African savanna elephant), 685 nucleotides long. It is a transcript of the gene ATP5F1D, whose product is annotated as ATP synthase F1 subunit delta. The record is from RefSeq and is a predicted model, not a curated record. NCBI's taxonomy places the organism in Eukaryota, Metazoa, Chordata, Mammalia, Proboscidea, Elephantidae. Bases 39 to 545 code for a protein of 168 amino acids. Gene Ontology annotation, molecular function: proton-transporting ATP synthase activity, rotational mechanism. Gene Ontology annotation, biological process: proton motive force-driven ATP synthesis. The transcript has 5 exons.
GCCCGCCGCCCGCCCGCCCGCUCUCCGCCGCCGCCGCCAUGCUGCCCUCCGCGCUGCUCCGCCGCCCUGGCCUGGGCCGCCUCGUGCGCCAGGCCCGCGCUUACGCCGAGGCCGCUGCCGCCCCGGCCCCCGCCGCCGGCCCGGGGCAGAUGUCCUUCACUUUCGCCUCGCCAACGCAGGUGUUCUUCAAUGGCGCCCAUGUUCGCCAGGUGGACGUGCCUACGCAGACAGGAGCCUUCGGCAUCCUGGCAUCCCACGUGCCCACACUGCAGGUCCUGCGGCCAGGGCUGGUCGUUGUCCAUGCAGAGGAUGGCACCACCACCAAGUACUUUGUGAGCAGUGGCUCUGUCACGGUGAACGCUGACUCUUCGGUGCAGUUACUGGCUGAGGAGGCUGUGACACUGGACAUGCUGGAUCUGGGAGCAGCCAAGGCAAACUUGGAGAAGGCGCAGGCGGAGCUGUCAGGGGCUGCAGAUGGGGCCCAGCGGGCGGAGAUCCAGAUUCGCAUCGAGGCUGGCGAGGCCCUGGUGAAGGCCCUUGAGUAGUGGUGUGUGCCCCUGGGUGCAGCCUGACAGCUGCCCACCAUUCUCAGCCCAUCAGAGCCAGAUGCUGAGACCUUGCUCUCCUGACCACCACAGCAGGACAAGUGCCGCCACCUAUACCCCCAUUAAAAACCAGGAACCCA